AUGCUUCCAUCAGCUCUCUGUGUCUAGCUGGAUGCUUAGCCUUUUUUUGUUUUUCUGUGCGUGGCAAGCUUUGGCUGAGGUCUGAUGGCUUUGAGGACUCAUGACCGUCACGACUAAUGACGAUGUGAGAAUCUGCAGGGUGUGGUUUCCUCACCCAUCUUUUGCAGACUGAUGACAAGGUGUUAAAUGGAUUGGACUGUUUAGGAUACAGUCAAGGGGGGAAACAUUAGGAGCCAGCACAUGUUUUUUUGCUUGUUUUAUUUUCCUUACCGCCUCCAUACUUCCUUCUGAUUUUGUCAUGGGUUCAGGCCCAUCCUGUCCUUCCUGGUUGUAUGGCGUUCUGAUUACAGAGAGAGACUGGUUUCAUACUUGUUUCCACGUUGCGUUUUUGAAUUUGUUAGGGAAUGCAAGGAGCCAAAGGAUAAUCGCGUGGCAUCACUUUGGGAUCGGAAAGCAAUGGAAAGAGUUCUUAUUUUAUGGAUUCUGCGGUGCCAGAUCAGGAUUGAUAUCGGAGGGACAGGGUAUUAUUUUGUGUGUGCGCACAUCGAAAGGCAAGAUGAAUUGUGUUUGCUAGUUUACCCAUGGCCUCCGUGUACCUACUUCGUAUAUUUAAGUAGAGAGGACUUGAAUCGGGUUUCACUCUACCAGACUAGAAGUUGUCUAGCACUUUUUACAUAAAUUCACAUCAUGCACCUAC
Molecule: messenger RNA, 697 nt
Organism: Cryphonectria parasitica EP155
Lineage: Eukaryota; Fungi; Ascomycota; Sordariomycetes; Diaporthales; Cryphonectriaceae
Exons: 1
Coding region: 299-574 (91 amino acids)
Source: RefSeq, a predicted model, not a curated record